Morone saxatilis (striped sea-bass) is the source of this 1005-nucleotide messenger RNA. It is a transcript of the gene neurod6b, whose product is annotated as neuronal differentiation 6b. The record is from RefSeq and is a predicted model, not a curated record. The transcript has a single exon. Bases 1 to 1005 code for a protein of 334 amino acids. NCBI's taxonomy places the organism in Eukaryota, Metazoa, Chordata, Actinopteri, Moronidae. Gene Ontology annotation, molecular function: protein dimerization activity.
AUGUUGACACUGCCCUUCGAGGAAUCUCAUAUGAUGUGUGAGCCGCGGUUUGGUGCCAGUUAUACCCGUGAAAGCUUACCUGAGAGCCUGGAACAGGAGCGACAACACAACCCGGACAGGUCUAACUCAGACAUGAGGGAGGACGAGGACUGCAUCUCCGACCGAGAGGAGGACGAAAGGGAAGAUGAUCAGGAUGAGGACGGGCUUCCUAAAAAGCGAGGCCCCCGGAAAAAGAAGCUAGGGAGGGAGCAGAUGGACAGGUCCAAAGUACGGCGCCAGGAAGCCAACGCCCGAGAGCGCAGCCGGAUGCACGGCUUGAACGCCGCGCUCGAGAGCCUGCGCAAAGUUGUGCCGUGCUACUCUAAAACUCAAAAACUGUCCAAGAUUGAGACCCUUAGACUGGCUAAAAAUUACAUCUGGGCCCUGUCAGAGACUCUGAGUGCAGGGAAGAGACCGGACCUGCUCGCCUUCGUACAGACUUUGUGCAAAGGAUUAUCUCAGCCCACUACCAACUUGGUGGCCGGUUGUUUGCAGCUGAACGCGAGAAAUUUCCUCACAGACCACAACGGGGAGGUCAUGUUCUCUGGCAGAUCGCCCUACGAUGCCAUGUACUCGUACCCCGGCUCAGACAUGAACACGCCCCCCGGCCACAGCGGGAGCAGCUUGGACAGCAGCGCCAAGCCGUUCAGACACUACAGCUACAGCGGCGCGUACGAGCCCUACUACGAGAACCCCUCCCCAGAGAGCGGGAGCCCGCAUUUUGACAGCCAGCUGAGCCCCCCGAUGAACUUUAACGGGAUUUUCUCCCUAAAACACGACGAUCCGCCAGACUACGGCAAAAGCAGCCACUAUGGCAUGCGCUACUGCAGUGCGCCAGGGCGCACGGCUCUUGCUCACAACUCCAUGUACCGAGUGUCCCAAGAGGCCCGUUUCCCCUACGAUCUGCACGUCCGCAGCCAGUCCUUCCAAGCACAAGGGGAAGUUAAUGGCUCUUUCCACAAUUAA